This is a messenger RNA of Asparagus officinalis (garden asparagus), 1688 nucleotides long. RefSeq names its product protein ZINC INDUCED FACILITATOR-LIKE 1-like. Lineage: Eukaryota; Viridiplantae; Streptophyta; Magnoliopsida; Asparagales; Asparagaceae. Gene Ontology annotation, biological process: transmembrane transport. The transcript is spliced from 16 exons. The record is from RefSeq and is a predicted model, not a curated record. Gene Ontology annotation, molecular function: transmembrane transporter activity. Bases 1 to 1548 code for a protein of 515 amino acids.
AUGUUUGUUGUUUUCAACAAACAAACUUAUAAGCUAGCUGAUGAGGCCGAAGCGAACUCAAUGGACGAAGAAGAGAAGAGGGAGGCGUUGCUGAGGAGGGGGGUUUACUUUGAGAACUGUCCUGGUUGCAAGCUUGACGAGAAGAAGGAUGCCAACGUGGGGCAUCCGUACAAAGAGUACUUUUACGUGUGGACCGUCUGCCUCUGUGCUGGUUUACCAAUAGCAUCGUUGUUUCCGUUUUUGUACUUCAUGAUAAGGGACUUACAUAUUGCCGAAAGAGUCGAAGAUAUUGGGUUUUAUGCAGGCUUUGUUGGUAAAAUACAUGUUUCCUAUGUUAAAGGCGCGUCAUUCAUGUUCGGGAGAGCUUUGACUUCUGUAGUCUGGGGAGUAAUAGCUGAUAGAUGGGGAAGGAAACCUGUGAUAAUAAUUGGCCUCAUUUCAUUGAUUAUAUUUAACACCCUCUUUGGAUUGAGCGUAAAUUAUUGGAUGGCAAUUGCUACCAGAUUUCUUCUUGGAGCUUUGAAUGGUAUACUUGGUCCGAUAAAGGCAUACGCGGUAGAAAUUUGUCGACCAGAGCAGCAAUCUAUCGCACUAUCACUGGUCAGUACAGCAUGGGGCAUAGGUCUCGUUAUUGGUCCAGCUGUUGGAGGCUUCUUAGCGCUGCCUGCAGAGAAAUUUCCAGGUAUUGUUUCUGAAGAAUCCUUUCUUGGGAGGUUUCCUUACUUCUUGCCGUGCUUCAUUAUAUCACUCUUUUCUUUUGGAGUACUCAUUGCCUGUUAUUGGCUUCCAGAAACAGUGCACAAUCAUCCUGGAUACAAAACAGCCAAUGGAACAAUCGAACCUCUGGAGCCAUCUCCUCAUGACUCUGAUAUGAGAGAAAAGGAUGUAGAAGGUGAAGGAAGGGCUCAACCUAAUACAGAAAAUCUUCUUACAAAUUGGCCACUAAUGUCAUCAAUCAUUGUAUAUUGCGUUUUUUCUCUUCAUGAUACAGCCUACACCGAGAUCUUCUCCCUAUGGGCUGAGAGUGACAGAAAAUUUGGAGGGUUAAGUUUUUCAUCUGAGGAUGUUGGCGAGGUUCUGUCAAUCUCGGGUUUCAGUCUUCUAGUAUUUCAACUGUUUCUUUACCCACCAGCAGAGAGACUCCUCGGGCCCAUAAAUUUGUGUCGUGUUGCAGCAGCUAUUUCUAUUCCAUUACUUGCCAUGUAUCCCUUUAUGCCUAAGUUGUCAGGAGUUGUGCUUUCAGUAGUAGUGAAUUGUGCAUCCUUGUUGAAGAACGUUCUUUCGACGAUUAUCAUUACUGGAAUGUUCAUGUUGCAAAACAAUGUGGUGUCUCAGCGGCAAAGAGGAGCUGCAAAUGGUAUUGCGAUGACUGGAAUGUCUAUUUCCAAAGCUAUUGCCCCAGCAGGUGCAGGUGUAAUAUUUUCAUGGGCACAAAAGCGCCAAUAUUCUCCCUUUUUACCAGGGGAUCAAAUGGUUUUCUUCAUAUUGAUCACAACGGAGUUGAUAGGCCUCAUCAUGACCUUCAAACCCUUUCUAGCAAUAAAAUGAUGAAAUGCAAACAUCGAUACAUAUGCACGAUAGAGCUCAAGGCACAAAUCUGCCUCAAUGUGAUGUAGUAGAUUGGUGGGCUUUCAAUUGUUGUAUGGACUUGUUUCUGCUUCAAUAAUAGCCGAUUGAGUUUUUCAAUU